CUGAGCAGUGAAGAGACAAGAGGUAGUGUAGAGUGUAAUGGACUUUACAGCAACAGUGAUAUUGGCAGGGCUAAUCUUAGCUCUACUGUUGGCGAUUAGAGUAAAAAACAGUAGGAAGUAUCAUUUGCCUCCAGGACCCACUGCACUUCCUCUCAUAGGAAACCUGCCACAACUGGACAAAAAUGCACCUUUCAAAAGCUUUCUCAAAUUCAGUGAAACCUAUGGUCCUGUGAUCACACUGCACCUGGGAUGGCAACGGACGGUUGUUCUGGUGGGAUAUGAUGCAGUGAAGGAGGCUCUGGUGGACCAGGCAGAUGACUUCACAGGCAGAGGGCCACUGCCAUUUCUACUCAAAGCUACCAAGGGCUAUGGUUUGGGGAUCAGUAACGGGGAGCGCUGGCGCCAGCUGCGACGUUUCACGCUGACAACUCUAAGAGACUUUGGGAUGGGACGCAAGGGGAUGGAGCAGUGGAUCCAGGAAGAGAGCAAACACAUGAGGGAUUGCAUGGAUACAUUCAAAGACACACCAUUUGACCCAAUGUUCUUGUUUGGCCGCACUGUGUCCAAUGUGAUUUGCUGCCUGGUGUUUGGCCAACGCUUCAGUUAUGAAGACAAGCAGUUCCUGCGCCUCCUCAGUAUCAUUUCUGAGAUUAUAAGGUUCGGCAGUAGCCCCACAGGUCAGAUGUACAACAUCUUUCCCUGGCUAAUGGAGCGCCUGCCUGGGCCACAGCACAAAGUUUUUGCUCAGUUUGAAGAGGUGAGAGGGUUUAUCAAGAUGAAGAUCCAAGAGCAUUUGGAGACACUGGACCCCAGCUCCCCGAGAGACUUCAUCGACUGCUUCCUCAUCCGAAUGAAUCAGGAGAAGCACAUGUCCACAACCGAGUUCCACUACGACAAUUUUGUGUCUACUGUGAUGAAUCUGUUCCUGGCAGGAACAGAAACCACCAGCUCCACCAUCAGAUAUGCCCUGAGUGUGCUCAUCAAAUACCCAAACAUACAGGAGAAAAUGCAUCAGGAGAUUGACAGUGUGAUUGGAAGAGAACGUUGCCCCAACAUGGAGGACAGGAAGUCCCUCCCUUUCACGGAUGCUGUCAUCCAUGAGGUGCAGCGUUUUCUGGACAUUGUCCCCUUCAGCCUCCCUCACUACGCACUCCAGGACAUCUCUUUCAGAGGUUACACAAUUCCCAAGGACACUGUGAUUAUUCCACUGUUGCACUCUGUGCUGAAAGAUGAAAAGCAGUGGGCAACUCCCUGGUCCUUUAACCCCGAGCACUUCCUGGACCAGAAUGGAAACUUUAAGAAAAAUCCUGCAUUCAUGCCAUUUUCUGCAGGGAAGAGAGCCUGCGUUGGCGAGUCUCUGGCUCGUAUGGAGCUUUUCAUCUUCCUUGUGUCACUGCUGCAGCAUUUCACCUUCUCCUGCUCUGAAGGCCCCGACAGUAUAAAACUCGUUCCAGAGUACAGCAGCUUUGCCAAUGUGCCUCACAGGUAUCAGCUCAUCGCCACGCCGCGGUGAAAAGAGGAACUGCACUCGGACAGUCCAUCAUUGCUUAAAGCUCCCUGGUCUACUCUCAAGAAUCUCAAUACAACAUGUGCUGGUUUAUUGUGAUACAGUAGUGAUUGUUGUGCAUUUAAGAUGUGAUCUUUGCUCUUUGUUAUAGCACUGUAGCAGACAGCCCAUCUGACUAAGAGUUUAAGAAACAGUUUCUCCCCAAGAGGAGUUUUUAAGGUUGUCUUUUCAUAUGCAUGUCUCUUUAUGUAUAUAUAUUAAUCAGCUUUUGGUGCCUGUUUCAAUUGUUAAUAAAAAUCCACAUAUGACUUUUAUAAAAGUGUAUUGUC
Toxotes jaculatrix (banded archerfish) is the source of this 1836-nucleotide messenger RNA. Its product is annotated as cytochrome P450 2F2-like. The transcript is spliced from 9 exons. Lineage: Eukaryota; Metazoa; Chordata; Actinopteri; Toxotidae. Gene Ontology annotation, cellular component: intracellular membrane-bounded organelle; cytoplasm. The record is from RefSeq and is a predicted model, not a curated record. Gene Ontology annotation, molecular function: oxidoreductase activity, acting on paired donors, with incorporation or reduction of molecular oxygen, reduced flavin or flavoprotein as one donor, and incorporation of one atom of oxygen; iron ion binding; heme binding. Gene Ontology annotation, biological process: xenobiotic metabolic process. Bases 38 to 1513 code for a protein of 491 amino acids.